AUGAAGGUGAGGAUCUGUGCGGAAAAACAAACUUAUUCCACAAACACAGAUGUAAUGUUCCUGGCAGUAACCGAUGUUCCCGACCCGGUGGAGUUCAUUUGGCACUUUGGAGACUCCAAAUCGACCAUAACCACCUCGAAGACCAUCAUGAAGCGAUACCAUACAGCUGGCAGAUAUGAAGUGGUGGUGGUUGUGUCUGAUGGCCGGACCGCCGUCACCUCAGGGGUCUUCUUGUUGGUAGUCCAGAGAGCAGUUCGUGUCAACAAGCUGGUCCACUGGGCCUCUGUCCUGCAGAACCAAACGGUUAUUGUGAGGUGCCGGGUCACUGCAGGGACCGACGUUGUCUUCAAGUGGAGUUUUGGAGAUGGUACAUCCAGGCUGGGACAGAGCACAGAGCAGCACGUUUACCACAGGAUGGGAGAGUUCAGGCUGGAAGUGACUGUGUUCAAUCUCGUCAGUUCUGCCUUGCUGAGGAGUCACAUCUUUGUGGUGGACAGGCCGUGCCACCCUCCACCGGUCAAAAACAUGGGGCCUCUCAAACUGCGGGUACAGCGACAUGAGGUUAUCCGUCUGGGAGUUACUUAUGAGGCUGAACUUGACUGUGACGGGUCAGAUGGUCUUCACUACACCUGGAAGUUGUAUGACUCUGGAGGGCACUUGGUCCCUUUGCCCCUCAUAGACACCCAUCGACACAGUGUCACACUGCCCAGCCAUUUCCUGCACUACGGCACCUACACCGCUGUAGCCAGGGUUGAGGUUGUCGGCAGCGUGGUACACAGCAGCUACAGUGUGAAGGUGCAGGUGAUACAGAGACCCCCCGUGGCUUCCAUCCAAGGCGGCACAAACGUCUUCAUUAACAGCAAGAACAUCACCACGAUAACUCUGGACGGGCAGAGAUCUUAUGACCCCGACUUCCCCAUGCAGCCAGUCAGGUACAGCUGGUCUUGCAAACCCCUCAGCUCCAUUGUUAGCUCCUGUUUUGACCGCCAUAUCCCCAGUUCUGUCCCUGCUUUUAGUUUUCCUGCUGCUUCCUUAAACCAAGGUUUUGACCAGUUCCAGUUCACGCUCACUGUCCACAGUGGUCAGAGCUCGGCCUCAGCAAAGAGCUUCCUGUCAGUAACAUCAAGUGUGACUAGGAAGGUGUCAGUUGAUUGUCCUGAGUGCGAGGGUGACAAAGUGAACUGGGAUCAGGGUUUCUCUGUGAGCGCCUCGUGUGAUGACUGCAAGGUUUCCCCAAAACAAAUCCAGUUCACCUGGAGUCUGUACCUGGUCAAUACCUCAUCAAAGCCAGUCAGAGACAUCCCGUUUUGUUCCACAGUAGAACUCGGUACUUCAGCGUCUGUCCUCGAGGGUUUUGCUUCUUCCCGUCAUCGUUUGGGGACAUCAACUCUGCAUCCAGCAGCCACAAAUUCUUCAGUUUACAGCCACAAAAUGGAGAAUUACUCUGAAACUAUGGCUAAUUUGAUGGAACCUGAGCCCAUCACAACACAUGAGUCUUCUCCAGUCAGCAUGAGAACAGAAGGAUCCGGGGAGGAGCCUUAUUACCAUCCACCAGGAGAAUCUGAACCUCCAGAGCCUCCGUAUCGAACCUCAGAACACACGCCACCAUCCCUGGAUGAUGAUGGUGUUCUGUAUUCUGAUCACUUCAGCCAAACGGAUGUCAAUGAGCUGACCACGGACUUGAACUCUUCUGGUGACUCAGAUUUCUUGUUUCCUCUCUCAGAGCGUGUUGACCUGGAAGAACAAGGUUUGGAUUACGAAGUUCCAGUUCCCGGUCCCCAGGAGGGAAACCCGGGGCUUUCAGCAGGACGCCCCACAGGUGAAGACACUGAGACCUUUGGUCCAGGAGGACGGUCGGUCUUUGAUCCAGAACCAGAAAGAGACAAGGGCAGUAAUUUGAUGGAGUCGAGGCCCUCUGUGGUCACACAGCAGCCAACUGUACUGGAUUUACCUCGAGAUCCAGUGGACAGAGGCGUCUUUGAGUCCUACACUUACAGCGGAGUCUCCUCCCCUCUGCUCUGCUUCAGACCCUUCAGUCUCAGACCCGACAGCAGAUACAUGUUGGAGGUUUCUGCCAAAUCACAUGAUAGUCUUCUGGGCCGCACUCAGCUCUUCUUGAGAACCAACCCUGCUCCGACAGGUGUAACAUGUCAGGUGCAGCCUGUCAGAGGGGCGGAGUUACACACGUACUUCAGCAUCUUUUGUGCAUCAGGAAAAGAGGAUUUAUUGUACGAGUACAGCUUCAGUAAAGGAGACCAACCCCCCAGGAUCCUGUACCAGGGCAGAGAUUUCCAGUACUACUUCCACCUGCCUGCUGGAGAUCCCACUAAUGACUAUAAAGUAACUAUAUACACACAGAUCAGGAGCAGCACCUUUGGGUCGACCACUAAACCCUGUCCUGUGACUGUUCGAGUCCAACCACGUUUCCUCAGAGGGAGUUCCACUGAGGACCCUGAUCUGGAGCUUACAAACUCUGGUCUGAGGAACCUGUCAGCUCUGGUCCAGCUCGGUAACAGUGUGGAGAUUUAUAACUACGUCAGUCUCCUCGCCGACAUCCUGAACAGACGUAGCCUGGACACGGAGGCUAAUGUCGAUGCACAGAAACACACACGCAACACACUCAUACACACCAUGUGUGAGCUUGAUGGCCUCGAGCAGGCAUUGAUGACAGAUAAUGUCUCCAUACUGAAAGAACUUUUACAAGUUACACGUCAGGUCACAUUAAUGAGCGUGGGACGAGUGAGAGCUCAUGCUCAGGCCAUCGUGGACAAGAUUUCUGAGUCCAGUCCUCCACAUCGGUACCAUAUUGACCAGAAAACACUCAGUACACUGGUCACUGUGCUGUCCUACAGUCUUCAGGCCACUCGAGACUUCGCAGGUGUAAUGUUCAACAGGUCUGACGUCACUGUGACAAACCCUGGUGUUGGGGAAGAUAAUGGAAAUAACGCUGGCUCAGUAGAAUCCACUGGUGUUCAACUCAAGCAGGAAAUGGAAUCAGCGAGGAAACUCAUAGCUGAUAUUCAGCAGACCACCACAGACCUCCUGAUCCUGAAGUACUUGUUGUUCCGACAGAGUGAGGCGGUCAGAGUAAAUACCGGCCUCAUGUCCAUCUAUGUCACACAUCAAAACCAAACCUCCUCAGUCAUCAGGAGCGGUUCAGCCAGCGUCCGCAUCCCCACCUCCCUGAUCCGUCUGCUGUUUGAUGGAAGCAGAGGAGCUACAGGGAGGAAAGACGGAGGCCCGUGCGUCCUCACGCUGCUGAUGGAACUCGCUGUGAACCCGUACGCCUGGAGCCCAUCUGCUGCACAGCUGACUGGACCCGUGGUUGACCUGAGUUUGUACAAAUGCAGCACGAGGAGGAAGAUGGUUUUCCGUUCCCUUCUUCAGCCGGUUGACAUCGAGCUGCAGCCAGCACCAAGGAAUGUGAAUUCUGCACAUGAAUGCGUCCUCCUGCACCACCAGGUCAACUACCACAGCUUCAACAUUACCCAUGAGCACUUGCAUCAGGCUAUCCAGCUGAGUGUGGCGUUUGCACCAUCAGCCAACAGGCCAUUUCCCAUCAUGCUGCUGUUUAGGAUGUUUAAGAGGCCGACUCCCAGCAUGCACCACGUGUGCAGGAUUCACCGCUGGAAGAGCAACACCGCGCGUAUCACUCUGCCCUCCAACUACCUUAGUGCUCCAGGAGUUGGUUAUCUGGCCCUUCUGAAUGCUGAGUUUGAGAAGCCGCUCAGGUCCAACUCCAUGGGCAGCCCGGUCCCCUACACGCUCACACUGGACACCAGCCUGUGCUUAUCCUGGGACAACCAGCAGGGGGUCUGGACACACCACGGCUGCAGAACGAAGCAAACGGACACAAAGAAAACAAUCACCUGCAGUUGUGACCAUUUGAGGCCGCUAACGGUAGCACAGCAGCAGAUCCAGAGCAGCCAAGAGUUUCUUGACGUGGCCUCAUUCUUCAGUUUGUCUGCUGAUUUUACGGCGCUGGCCGUGGUGCUGCUGUGUGUCGGCCUGCACAUCCCAGUCCUGGUGCUGUGUCGGAGAGCAGACAUUGUCUCCAAGAAGAGUCAGAGAGUCCAUUACCUUCCCGACAACUGUCCAUCAGACAAAUAUUUGUACGCUGUAACCGUCCACACGGGUCUGUGCUCUGCAGCCAGGAUGAGUGCAAAGGUUUAUAUAGUGCUGUAUGGGGAUGCCAGGUUCUCACAGACUAAAGAACUACACGUCCCAGGAUACAGCCUGUUCAGGAGGAACUUUCGGGACACAUUCAUUCUCAGUGCAGCACACUGUCUGGGCUCAGUGUGGGGGGUUCACAUCUGGCAUGACAACUCUGGACCCUCCUCAAACUGGUACCUGAAACAAGUGGAGGUAUCUGAGGUGACCUGUGAAAAUGUCAAGGGUCGUUCUUGGCGUUUCCUCGGCGAAUGUUGGCUGGAUGUUAGUCAGAGUGACGGACGGGUGGAGAGAGUGCUCAGAGUCUGCAGUCAGGACCUGGGUUUUACUGAGAUUUUGUAUCUCAGACUUUGUGACUACUUGCCUGACUUUCACCUCUGGAUUUCUGUGUAUACCUGCCCCCAUCCCACCGCGUUCACACACACUCAAAGACUUGGUGUUUGUCUGCUGCUGCUGUCUGGGUACGCUGGUGUCAACACACUGAUCAUAUCCCAGAUGGACGAGCAAUUGCCUUUUGCUUUUGGAAUUAUCGACAUAUCAGCCGUUUCGGUCAUGACGGGAGCAUUCAGUGUGAUGGCAGUGUUGCCGGCGGUGACAGUGUUAUCGCUCCUGUUUCGGUUCAGUGAAGUCGAGCUGAUGGGAUCAGGAAUCAUCAGGAGCAGGAAAACUGAAAAUGGCUGUUUGGAAGGUGACGUUUUGGAUGCUGCAGAUCUGCCCCCAGUUUCCAGUGAGGAUGUGGCAAAUAAAGACACAAACACUGGCGUUAUGAGGAAGGAGGACAGUCUAGUAGGAAAACCCUGUUUGAAACAGGAAACUAAUCCUUCAUUCCUGAGGAUGGAGAGCAGCAGAAUUCAGGGAGACCAGAAACAUCUUUUGUGUGGCAGCAGAGAUGGAGAGUUCGUUCUCCAGAAGGUGGCAGAGGUUGAGGAAGGUGGCCAUCACCAGGCAGCACGGUCUGGUCACAGCGGUUUGUACCAGAGCGUGCCUGGGAGCAGCGUUCGAUUCCAAUGGUGUCGCCGGCUGGCCUGGCUGCUGUGUCUGCUGCUGUCCGUCUCCUGCCUGGUCCAGUCUGCGUCACUGGGGAUGAGGUUCAGCCGUGGCAAAGCUCUCAUGUGGAUUCACUCGCUCUUCUUCUCCCUGCUGUCGUGCAUCUUCUUCAUCCAUCCAGUCAUGAUUGUUGCUUUGGCAGCGAUAGUCUCUCUCUGGGGUGACUGUCGUACUGCUUUCUGCGCUCCUCCUUUCUCAGUCAUUUGUGGGUUUAUUUUUUAUUUUUUCCUCUGGCAGCUGCUUCGAGCUCGACAGCGCUCUCGUUUCCUGCAUCACGUGCAGCCACCAGCUCCAGCAGAGCUGAAGAAAACACGCAGAAAGAAACAAAAAGAGGCGCUUAUUGGCAGAACACUCAGAGAUUUGACGAUGUGUGUCUCCAUGUUCCUCCUGAUGCUGUGUGUGACCUGCAGCAGCUCCUUCACAGACCGUUACCACCACAGUAAAGGUGUCAGGAAACACUUUCUGAGUAAAGCUAAAAACAAAACAAAAAUCAUACGAUUUUAUAAUCCGGAAAUAUGUUUUGUGUUUCACAGGAGCCAGAAAAAUUCAUUUAUGUCCACAGAAAAGUAUGAGGACUGGUGGAAGUGGACGCAAAGCAGCCUGCUGAAUUUACUCUACAGCUCCGACUCGGCAAAGUUUGACACCAUUGGACAAUCGCAGGUCCUGAUUGGAGAGCCCGUCCUGUCAAAGACGGACAGGCCCGGCGCAUUUCAGGGCCAGGUGACUGUUCCACCACUCGUGUGUAUGUUUUGUGUCUUAUGUUGUUAUGUGUUCUUGUUGUUGUUGUUGUGUCAGUUUGGUUUGACAGCUGCACCUUCUUCAGAAAGUCUUCUUUCAGUCUGGUCUGGGAUUAGAGUGCCUACUUACCCAGACUCUGAUGGCCCGGUUACCAUGGCAGCGCCUCGUCAGACUUGUGGUGAUCUUAGCUGCGCCUCAGGAUCGACUGUUAGAAUCGGUCUCGGCCACACAAAGUCUGAAGCUGCAUCCAGACUGAAGCUGCUGCAUUCAGGCGGCUGGCUGAACAGACAGACGGUGGCCCUAAUGGUCCAGAUCACCUUGUACAGUCCCGCGCCCAACCUCUUCACCAGCAUAACCCUGCAGACUGAACAGAACGCCGUCGGUAUCCUGCUGCCGUCUGCUGAGGUGCAGACCACUAGGAUCUAUCACACUCCGACUGUGUGGGACUACAUCAUUAUGAUCUGUCAGCUCCUCUUCCUCCUCUUGUCUGUGCUCCACCUCUUCCUCCAGAUGUACUCUGUCGGGGAGCAAGGGCUGAUGGGAUACUGCCGGAGACCUUCCAACUGGCUGGAGGUCGUCCUGCAGACGGUGAUCGUGCUGCACUCCGUCCUGCGCGUCCGUCACUGCAGCGCUGUGAUGGAGGCUGCAGAGCUUCUGCACAAUCAGAGCUACCGUGCACACGUGGACGUCAGGUUACUGGCUACUCAGGAACAAAUGUAA
This is a messenger RNA of Thalassophryne amazonica, 6675 nucleotides long. Its product is annotated as polycystic kidney disease 1 like 1-like. Gene Ontology annotation, molecular function: protein binding; calcium channel activity. The record is from RefSeq and is a predicted model, not a curated record. The transcript has 43 exons. The coding region runs from base 1 to 6675 and encodes 2224 amino acids. Gene Ontology annotation, biological process: detection of mechanical stimulus. NCBI's taxonomy places the organism in Eukaryota, Metazoa, Chordata, Actinopteri, Batrachoidiformes, Batrachoididae. Gene Ontology annotation, cellular component: membrane.